Fusarium tjaetaba is the source of this 3204-nucleotide messenger RNA. RefSeq names its product nonribosomal peptide synthetase. NCBI's taxonomy places the organism in Eukaryota, Fungi, Ascomycota, Sordariomycetes, Hypocreales, Nectriaceae. The coding region runs from base 1 to 3204 and encodes 1067 amino acids. The record is from RefSeq and is a predicted model, not a curated record. The transcript has 3 exons.
AUGGCUAUGCGAGCUGAUAUCGAACACUACGAUGCCCCAGUUUCCGGUGGUGCGUCAAACAAAGCAAAUAAUGCCAUCGAGAAAAGUCCCAUCAACACCGAGUCGAACGUCAAGCAUCAUGUCUUGAUCGACCUCGUCCACAAGAUUGCCACAAACGAUCCUGAUAGAGUUUUCAGCUACACUCCGUCAUCUUCAGAUCCUAAAGAUGGUUGGAAGCCAGUGACUCACCUUCACCUCGCAAAUGCCGUCGACUACCUUGCCCACGACAUCUCCAAGACCGUUAUUAAAUCCUCAAACGACGAGGUUCCAACCGUGGCAUACAUCGGCCCCAAUGACCUUCGAUACACAGCCAUUCUUCUGGCUUGUGUUAAAGCCGGUUGCAAAGCCCUCUUCAUCUCGCCACGAAACACCCCCGCUGUUCAGAUCUCCCUUUUCGAAGCUACAAACUGUCGAUACUUAUACACAACCGAGUCGUUCAAGUUGGCUUUGCAGCCCUGCCUCGAUAAACGAGCAAUGAAAGUUGCCAUAAUAGAGAGUAUCAAUCAUCUCUUGUCAGUGGCUCCCAAGCCCUUUCCCUACAGUCGAACUGUCGAACAGGCGCGAUGGGACCCCCUUGUUGUUCUUCACACAAGCGGCUCAACUGGAAUCCCCAAGCCAGUCUUUUUGAAACAAGGUAUCCUGUACGCCUUGGAAGAUUAUCUCGCCCUACCUAAAUUUCAUGGGUCUCCGUAUCCCUUCAAUGAAUGGGUCGAACGGGCGAGCAAGAUCUUCAUGGGGAUGCCCAUGUAUCAUGCCGCAGGAACAUAUCUCCCUCUAACAUUCAUAUACACUGGUCUCUCUGCAGUUAUGCCGUUUCCCAACCAACCUUUGAACGUUGAUACAGCUAUGGACUACUUGAAGCAUAGUGGUGCUGAUGGCGCAAUGCUGCCCCCUUCUGUGAUAGAUGAACUGGCAGCUUCUGAGGAAGGCAAGCAGGCUUUGGCCAAGCUCAAACUCCUUAUUACUGGCGGAGGGAGCCUGUCAACUGAAGCCGGGAACAUGCUGGCGGAUAGGGGUGUCAUCUUGAGGAACAUAAUUUCAUCAACUGAUCCCCAAGACCCAAAGCUGUGGCGAUACUUCAUCUUUAACUCUGAAGUCAUGGGUAUUGACUGGCAACGCCAUGACUCGAACGAGUAUGAGCUUGUUGUCCGUCGCAAGGCAUCGGAUCCUGGCAACCAAGGUUGUUUCUACAAUUUCCCCGAAUUAUCCGAAUGGCGUACCAACGACAUCUUUGAACCUCACCCAACGCUCAAGGAUCACUGGCUUUACAAAGGUCGGGCUGACGAUAUCAUUGUUUUCUCCAAUGGUGAGAAGCUGAAUCCAGUCACCAUCGAGGGUAUCGUCUCGGACCACCCUCUCGUCAAAUCAUCCCUUGUCGUUGGUCAGGGAAUGUUUCAGGCAGCUCUCAUCAUUGAGCCAGUCAUGGAGGCCCAACCGAAGGACGAGACUGAGGCAAAGGCUCUGCUGGAUAAGAUUUGGCCCACGGUCGAGAAAGCCAACGCUGAGACUGUUGCUCACGGACGGAUUGCUGCUAACUUUGUCGCUUUUGCUGACCCUGCUUUGCCCUUCCCUCGCGCUGACAAGGGGACUGUACAGCGUAGUAAGGCUGUCAACCUGUACGCCGACUUCAUUUCGGUUUUGUACGAAAAGGCUGAGAUGCUUGAAGAUGGUCCAUCUGUCACCCUUGACUUUAGUGACGACGACGCUUUGACGGAAUCUAUCAUCAAUCUUUUUGUUACCAAGCUUGGAGUUGAGAAGCUCGAACCGGAUACGGACUUCUUCUCCGUCGGUGUUGACUCUUUGCAAGUCAUGACUGCGACAAACUUGUUGCGUGGUGCUUUGCACAGAGCUAGCGUUGAGACGUCGACAAUCACACCUCGAGUCAUCUAUCGCAACCCUACGGCAAAGGUGCUGGCUGAGUAUAUCCAGUCCUUGCGAAGUGGAGCCAACGACGACGACGAAGAGACGCAGGAGAUCAACCAGAUCAAGGCACAGGUCGCAAAGUAUACCAGGAACCUCCCUGCGCCUAGGACUGGAAAGCAGGCACCCCUGGACGACAGUCAAACAGUCAUCGUCACCGGUACAACAGGUUCUUUGGGCGCUUACAUGCUUGAUCAGCUCUGUCGUUUGUCGUCCGUCAAGAAGAUCAUCGCUCUCAACAGGAGUGACGAUGGCGGCGUAUCUCGACAACCUUCGAUCAACGAGUUCCGUGGCUUGACAACAGACCUCUCCAAAGUCGAGUUUCUCCACGCCGAUCUAUCACUUCCCGACCUUGGCUUGGGCCAGUCCAAGUACCAUUCUCUUCUUGCUGAUGUCGAUCGUGUUAUUCACAACGCCUGGCCUGUGAACUUCAAGUUCACCAUGUCUUCGUUUGAGAGCCACGUUCGAGGUGUACGACACCUCGUUGAUUUCUCUUCUGCAGCUUCCAAGAACGUACCUAUCAUCUUCAUUUCGUCCAUUGGCACUGUCGAUAGAUGGUCUUCACCUGAUGCUGUGCCUGAGGAGGCAUUGCAUGACCUGACUUUGCCUAGUAUGGCUUAUGGACGAUCAAAGCUCGCUGCAAGCCUCAUACUCGACGCAGCUGCGGAGGAGUCUGGCAUCCCUGCCGCUUCGGUUAGAGUUGGACAGAUUGCGGGUUCGAGAGGAGAGAGGGGCCUGUGGAACCGUCAAGAGAUGAUUCCAAGUAUGAUCGCAAGCUCAGUCUAUCUUGGAGUCUUACCUGACCAUCUCGGCGGACAACAUGAGAUUGCCUGGACGCCCAUUGAGGACAUUGCAGGGCUUAUUCUCGAUGUUGCGGGCAUCACUGUCCAGAAGUCUAUCUCUGAGAUCUCUGGAUACUUCCAUGGCGUCAACCCUGCUACAACCAGUUGGUCCGACAUCGCUCCGGCAGUUAAAGACUUUUACGGUGACAGGAUGAAGUUGGUAAGUGCUGAAGAAUGGGUUGAGAAGUUAGAAGCGAGCUCGAAAGAGGAGAGUGUGGACUUUGAUAAGAACCCCGGCGUCAAGCUUCUGGAUACUUAUCGUGAACUGUUUGCGGUGGGACAAGGUCUUCAGGCGGCUAAGUACGAUAUGAAGAGAACCAAGAGCCAUAGUCCGACUAUGAUGGAGCUGGGGCCAGUUACGCCCGAGCUGAUGAAGAACUGGUGUCGCCAAUGGGGAUUUUAG